This is a messenger RNA of Insectozyma verbasci, 1959 nucleotides long. NCBI's taxonomy places the organism in Eukaryota, Fungi, Ascomycota, Pichiomycetes, Serinales, Debaryomycetaceae. The record is from the annotation of a GenBank genome assembly.
AUGGAUGCAUCAGAUGGGUUCAUUCCUAUAGUAGCUAUAUUUUAUGCAGUUUUUCACCCAAUUGAAGGUACAAAAAUUGUACAUCAAUUUCCAGAAAACUCAAUAUCAACUACUACAAAAUCCGAAGAAGAAGAUGAUCUCGAAAAUGAAUUUUUCAAUUUUGAUACGGUCAAAAAUUAUGUAAUUCCAAAACCAAAGCUAUGUAAUAGAUUAAUUUCAUUCAAGAUUAAUAAGUUUAAAGUUAUAGGGUAUCCCGUAAAUAUGCAAUCAGAAUAUUAUUCCCGUAAUUCGUUUAGUUUUAAUUUUUGUUUUGUAUUUAGAUAUGGAAUUGGAGAUGUGAGUCCAUAUGAAUCAGCAAUUAAGAAGAUGGGAGAAAUGUUUCAGGUCCUAGAAGAACAAAAUAAAAUACUAUCCAAGCUAGAUAAGGAGAAUAUAUUUUGCAAGAAUAGAAAUUUAAGAAAUGAAGAGAAAUCAAAGAAGGUCGAUUUGGAAAGCUAUACUACUACUAUAGAGAAUUAUGAUCAAGAAGUUUCAACUCCUAAUGAUGCUUCAAUGAAUGCACCCGGUCAUUCUAAAACUAAACAAAUUACUUUAAGUUCAAUAGAAUCAUUAAUUCAGCAAAUUUAUCAAGAUUUAAAUAAUUAUUCAGAGUGUUGUAUCCCAUUAGAUAAUUCAAACCUGGUAGAUAUUAAGCUAUUCCCAAUACUCCCACCACCAGUAAAUAUAAAGGCAUAUCAAGUUCCAAUAGCAACUGUGAAAUUGAAUUCUUUAGUUGAUGUAAAUUGGGAUCCAACAAUGAUUAAAAUACUACCUUAUAUAAAUGGACUCAAUUCAGUGAAGAAAAUUUCUGAAUUAGCUGAUGCUAAUUAUUUAUUAACAAAACAAUGCAUUCAACAUCUUAUGCAUUAUAAAUGUAUUGAAAUUAUUGAUAUUUUUCAAUUUAGUAAUAUUUAUGCCCCAACAAGUACAAUUGGAGACUUUUUAAAAUUUGAUUCAAAGAUGGCAGAAGAAUGUCAAGCUUAUGUUGUAACUACUGACUCAAAUGAUUAUACAUUACCUUCAUCAUAUUCUAAUACGCCAAUUGCAAAUAAUUCACCAAAACCAAAUGAAUUCUCACCAUCAUCAAACUUCAAAAAAUUUGCACAACUGAAUUCAAUAUCACCGUAUACUAAACAAAGUUUUUUAUCUAGAUCACCAAAAGAAUAUACUAAUAGUCACUACCUAAACCAUUUUGCCAACGUUACGGUGCCGAGUAAGACUAAAUUGUUUCACUUAUAUAGAUCAUUGAAUCAAAGUCUUACUGUGAAAGAAUGGUACAUACAAAAUAAAGAUGAUCUUGUAAAUAUUGAUAUACGGAGAUUUAUAAAUUUUGGAAUAUUGAGGAAGAUAAUUUAUCGAGUAUAUUCUUAUCCGUUAUUAAAUUCAAUUACUCGAAGUUUGGAAAGUGGUGAUGAAUUUCAAUAUGAUAAAUAUUUGAAAAUGACAAAACAUGAGAAAAAGAAAGUCAACGAUUCAAAUGAUAACCUAUUAAAGACAAAGGUAAAUGAACAAACAUUAAAGACAGAAGGUGGGAGAAGAAAAGUAAGUUUUACAAAUAGUCACAACUCAGAUAAAGUAAUUACAAAACAUUAUAAUUCAAAUGAAGUUAUAUUUGAAGAUGAAAGUGAAGAUUCUGAUAGUGAUGAGAGUGGAUCAUUUCAUAUUCCAUUGAGUGAACGACGAAUGAGAAACAGUAAUGCAUCAUCUUCACAACCACGAUAUUCAAACGAUGGUUUUAUGUUUCUGACUGAUGAUGAAGAAAAUGAAGAUAACAUAGAAGAAGAAAAAUUUAUAAAUCUAAUUAAAUUAUUAAAAGGUUUCCAGCAUUUUGAUAGUAUAUGUACUGAAUUACAAAUAUCAAGAACAGAAGUUGAAAAAAUGAUUGAAAAAUUAGGAUCAUUUAGGAUAAUAAAUAGUUAA